This is a messenger RNA of Mangifera indica (mango), 1156 nucleotides long. RefSeq names its product protein DMP4-like. Lineage: Eukaryota; Viridiplantae; Streptophyta; Magnoliopsida; Sapindales; Anacardiaceae. Bases 431 to 1063 code for a protein of 210 amino acids. Gene Ontology annotation, biological process: endomembrane system organization. The record is from RefSeq and is a predicted model, not a curated record. The transcript has a single exon.
UUAAAGGCAAAUCCAAGCUCUAUCUAUUCAACAUUGAACAUAUUAUAAAACAAAAGCAACAGAUGUAGAACCCCACCAAAUCAGAACAGCAAAAUGAAUUAAGCUUCACGUAUUUCAUCAGGCAAUUUCUCUCAUGUACAUUAGGCAACAUUCCCUUCAAAGUUUUUCUAACUAAUUAUUAAAAGCAAACUUGACACCUCAUCUCUCCCUGCAGUUCUGGAAAAAGCACUUCAUCCACAUUUCGGUUUCUGUUUCUUGCAAGUCAACACAAACUACUCUCUCCUCUCUCUACCCCCACUCAAUAUGCAACAUCUCAUUACACUGCUUAUAAACACGCCAAUGUAUUGACAAAAAACUGAGACAUAAAAAUCAACAGCAGAUAGGAGAACAAAGUAUUAGAAACUCACCGAAGUUUUUAAAGUUUUGCUUCAUGGAGAUUAAGGUGGAAGCUGACUCUCAUCAUCAUGAGGAACAAAAACUCCCUCUCUUGCAAAAUAUGACCCUACCUGAAAUGGAAAGGAGAAACAUGAUACAAAAAGCUAUUAGUCAGACGUUUCAAAGCACGGCUCAUUUGGCCCAUCUUCUACCAACAGGAACAGUUCUUGCAUUCCAACUUCUAUCACCCAUAUUCACAAAUGGAGGUAAUUGUGAUUCGGUCAGCCGGUCCAUGACUGCUGGGCUUGUAGCCCUCUGUGGUUUAUCAUGUUUUCUACUAAGCUUCACAGACAGCUUUAAAGACAAGAAUGGAAAUAUCUGCUAUGGAUUUGCCACAAUAAGGGGCUUGUGGAUCAUUGAUGGUUCAGCAACAAUUCCACCAGAAUUUGCUCAAAAAUAUCGACUGCGGUUUAUAGAUUUCAUGCAUGCCUUCAUGUCAAUACUGGUAUUUGCAGCUGUUGCACUGUUUGACCAGAAUGUGGUGAAUUGUUUCGACCCAACACCUUCAGAUGAGACUCAGGAGAUGCUCACAGCUUUGCCAGUUGGGAUUGGUAUCAUUUGUAGCAUGUUGUUUGUUGUGUUUCCUACCCGGCGCCAUGGAAUUGGCUUUCCACUGACCAGUAAUUAAGUUUGCUUUCCACUGGUUUGCUCUUCACUGCUAUUUUUCUCAAAGUCAUGUAAGUUGCGGGUUCCUGGGUAUUUAUUAUUACUAUUAUUAUUA